AUGGACAUUCUUAGUUGGAAUUGCAGGGGUAUCUGCAAUGACACUACUACUAGGGUGUUGAAGGAUCUGAUUUCCCAAAACAAGCCCCAAAUCGUGUUUCUAUGUGAAACAAAGAUAAGCAAGAUGGAGGCUUUCAAGUUGCUGCAUCAGGCUUUAGGGUUUCCCAAUUCGAAGGAGGUUCUUAGUGAUGCUCAGGCAGGAGGUCUGGCUAUUUUCUGGAGUGCGAAGAUCAAUCUGCAAGUUCGCACGCGAUCAGCGCAUCAUAUUGAUGCUGUGAUUCAAGGCGGGCCGGGGGAACCUCGAUGGCGCAUGACGGGUUUUUAUGGUUAUGCUCGUACUGUCGAGCAUGAUCGUUCAUGGCAAUUGUUAAAAUACUUGGGCGACUCAGACUCGCUACCAUGGGUGAUCAUUGGGGAUUUCAACGAGAUUCUAAAUAACGGGGAAAAGAUUGAUGGUCCACCUAGGGCUGAGAGGCAAAUACGGGGGUUUAGAGAGGCGUUGGGGUACUGCGAUCUCCUCGAUCUAGGUUUUCAGGGUUCUAGGGCUACAUGGUGGAAUGCAGAAACUCAUUUACGUCUAGACCAUGCAGUUUGCACUCCUUCCUGGCUUGAUGUGUUUGGUUAUGCAAAGGUUACUCACCUCCCACCUAGUGAUUCAGACCAUAUACCGAUUCUUCUUCAGGCAAGUGAAGUGCCAAUCCCAAAACGACCUAAGCAUCAAAGGUUCAAAUUUGAAUCUUUUUGGCUGCAACAUAAGGAUUGUGACCCGUUGGUAAAAACAAGCUGGCAAGCAGAGGUUUCAGGAGUCCCAAUGUUCCAGGUUGUUAAAAAGAUAGCUCAUACCCGGAUUGCAUUGGAUAAAUGGCAAAAAAACACCUUCAGACUUAGGCAGCAGCAGAUGUUGGGGGUUCGGGCCAGGUUGGCAGAGCUCUUGAAUUCCUCGGCUACUACUUCUAUUCAAGAUGAGAAGAGGAUACUGAUGAAUAGACUUGAAACUCUUUUCUCUCAGGAAGAAGCAUUUUGGAGACAAAGAGCCAAGGUUGAUGGGGUUGAGCAUAUUGUUACAUCUUACUUUACAAAGAUGUUCACAGCUUCUCCGGUUGAUAUGGAGGCUAUGAACACUAUUUUGGAAGCCAUUCAACCCAGUGUGACGCCAACAAUGAAUGAUCAACUUUGUAGUGAGUAUACUGAGGAAGAAAUUCGUUGUGCUUUGUUCCAGAUGUAUCCCACAAAAUCUCUUGGUCCAGAUGGUAUGCCCCCACUAUUUUUUCAACAUUAUUGGGAGGUGAACUUUACACACAUAUGUUUGAUUCCGAAAGUCAAUAAUCCUGAAAGCAUGUCAGACUUGAGACCUAUUGCUUUGUGUAACGUCAUUUACAAGAUUUGCUCUAAGGCAAUUGCUAACAGGCUCAAAGUUUUGCUUCCUGAUAUAAUUUCACCAUUUCAAAGUGCUUUUGUGCCUGGUCGGUUGAUCACAGAUAACAUUCUUGUUGCUAAUGAGAUUGCUCAUUUUGUACAUAAUAAGAAGGAAGGCAACGAUGGUCAUCUGGCGUUGAAAUUGGAUUUAAGCAAAGCUUAUGACAGAAUGGAGUGGCUAUUUCUCCGAAAGGUGAUGGAACGUUUUGGAUUCACAUGGAUGUGGAUUGAAUUGGUUAUGCAGUGUGUAUGCUCGGUACAGUUUUCAUUUUUGAUCAGAGGUAAACCUAGAGGACUUGUCACACCGAGUAGAGGCUUGAGACAGGGUGAUCCUUUGUCACCCUACUUGUUUCUACUAGGUGUCGAAGGUUUUUCUGCCUUAUUGCAGCAGAAACAAAGGCUAGGGUUACUCCCAGGGAUUCAGGGUGAAAUUGCUUCUUAUAAGGGAGUGGAAGUUGUGGAUUCACAUGAGCGGUAUCUAGGUCUUCCAACUUAUGUGGGCCGCAAGAAAACGGCGACAUUCCAAUAUAUCAAGGAUAACUUGGCCAAAAAGUUAAAAAAUUGGCAGGGGAAGAUGCUUAGUGGUGCAUGCAAAGACAUUUUAAUUAGGGUUGUCGCUCAAGCUCUUCCAACUUACGCAAUGAGUGUGUUUCAACUGACGACAAAUUUUUUUUGUGAAGACCUGGAACAGAUGUGUGCUAGAUUCUGGUGGGGAAGCACCGAAGACAAAAGAAAAAUUCACUGGAAAGCUUGGGGGUCUCUUUGCCAUCCUAAGGAAGAAGGCGGACUUAGUUUUCGGAGUCUCACUGAGUUUAACAUGGCUAUGUUAGCCAAACAAGCUUGGAGGAUUGCUAAUGAUCAUGAAUCCUUAAUUGCUAUAGUCUACAAGGCUCGUUACUUUCCUGGGAGCUCGUUUUGGUUGGCUCCUGUUCACAGCGCCCCAUCAUACUCAUGGAGAAGCAUUUUUGCUGCUAGAGAAUUGCUUAAAGCAGGGACAUAUUGGCAGAUUGGUACUGGUAAAUAUGUCAAAGUUUGGUCUGAUAAUUGGGUUCCAGGUAUAUCUACUUUGGUUCCCAACAUAGGAUUGCCUCUUGUUAAUGAGAAUAUGACUGAAGGGGCUGAAGCAAUUUUAAACAUUCCUUUGUCUAGGCGGUUAGUUAACGACAGAGUGGCUUGGCGGUUGGAGAAGAAAGGGGAGUUCUCCGUCAAGACAGCUUAUAGAUAUGCUUUCUCCACUUCUUUGGAGAGGCCAGGGAUUUUGGAGAAUGUGACAUCUCAAUUUUGGAAGAAGAUAUGGCAGGCUAACAUUCCAAGCUCGGCUAAGGUGCAUGUGUGGAAAGUUUGCCACAACAUUCUUCCAACUCUAACAAGACUUGUAGCCAAACAUGUUGUCAUUGAAUCACAACUGUGUGUUCUUUGCAUUGGGAUGAUGGAAUCGACUCUACAUUUAUGUAGAGAUUGUCCGUUUUCAAGGGAAGUUCUGUGUUCGAAUUCUUCUAUUGCUCAAGUGUGUUUCACAACUGAGUCUGCAGAUUUGGGGGUGCUGGAAUGGCUUAUAUUUUGCUCAAAUAGGUUAGCAGCUAAUCAAUUUGAUUUUUUACUGUUCUUGUUAUGGGGAGUUUGGAAAGAAAGAAAUUGCAGAGUUUGGGAAGGCAAGACUAGAGGUGUGAAUGAUGUUGUUUUAAUGUCAGUCUCUAGACUUCAAGAUUUUGUUUCCCAUAACUCAAGGAGUAUUGGUGGUAUUAGACGGGAUGCGGGCAGGAUAUGCUGGAAGAGUCCUCAUUUGGGUUCUGUAAAACUGAACACAGAUGGAGCUUUUAUUUCGGAAACUAGCGCGGGUGGAAUUGGCUUGGUGAUGAGGGAUAAUCUUGGCCAAUUCCUAGCAUGUGAGGGUAAACCGGUACGGGGCCUUCUUUCUGCUGAGCAUGCAGAACUUCUGGCUUGCAAGGCAACUAUUGAUCUCAUUGUGGAUAGGUCUUUGCAACCAGCUAUUGUCGAGACUGAUUCUUUGAUAGUCCAACAGCAACUUGUGGGGGUUGGUAACAACCUUUCAAGGCUCGGAAGAAUUUAUGAAGACUUGAAGCUUCAAUUGGAUGCUCGGCCUAACGUCAAAGUCAUACAUACUCGACGGGAAGCUAAUGUGGCAGCUCAUCUUACAGCUGCGCAAGCGCUUUCAUCAGGCCAAACUUUCUAUUGCUCCUCUACACCUUCUUUCCUUCAUGAUGUAAUAGCUUCUGAGUAUUGUAACAGUUGA
Rosa rugosa (rugosa rose) is the source of this 3669-nucleotide messenger RNA. RefSeq lists its product as uncharacterized. The record is from RefSeq and is a predicted model, not a curated record. Gene Ontology annotation, molecular function: nucleic acid binding; RNA-DNA hybrid ribonuclease activity. Bases 1 to 3669 code for a protein of 1222 amino acids. NCBI's taxonomy places the organism in Eukaryota, Viridiplantae, Streptophyta, Magnoliopsida, Rosales, Rosaceae. The transcript is spliced from 5 exons.